AUGCGUCUCAAACGUUUUCUUCUUCGAUAUUAUCCACCAGGUACAUUCGUGAGCCUUUUUCAUAGUACAACGACUGUAAUUUAUUUCAUUGCAGGAAUUAUUCUUGAAUAUGAGCAGAGUAAUGUUUUGAAAACAAAAUCAAUCGAUUUACUUGAUUUGAAAUCUGAUACUGAUGUGAAUAGUGUGGUAGAGGAAAUUGUCAAGAAAGAACCAUUAAUUACGGCAGCGAAAGUUGAUAAAGUCAAAGAAUUAAUCGAAAGAUUACAAGAGAAAAUCUCUCAACAAGAUGAUAAACGCUUCUAUUUAUUCAAAGUACUUCGUGCUCAUAUACUUCCAUCAACUUAUGUUGCAUUCAACAAAUCCGGUUCAACAUUCAUCACUGCUUCAUAUGAUCGAACAUGUAAAGUAUGGGAUACAGCAUCAGGCGAAGAGUUGCAUACUCUUGAAGGACAUAAAAAUGUUGUCUAUGCUAUCGCAUUUAAUAAUCCGUUCGGCGAUAAGAUAGCCACUGGUUCAUUUGAUAAAACAGCUUGUAUUUGGAGUACGGAACGCGGUACAUGUUAUCACACACUUCGAGGUCAUACUGGUGAAGUCGUCUGUCUAGCAUUCAAUCCUCAAAGUACAGUUCUAGUGACUGGAAGUAUGGAUCAUACAGCUAAAUUAUGGGAUAUUGUUUCUGGCACGGAAAUCGCGAGUUUACAUGGUCAUACGGGUGAAAUUAUAUCUGUGAGUUUUAAUACGCGUGGCGAUCAAGUCAUUACAGCUUCAUUUGAUCGAACUGUAGCCAUAUGGGAUGUUCGCACUGGAGAUAAAAUUCAUACACUAAUUGGACAUACAGCUGAAGUUAGCAGUGCUCAGUUUAAUUGGGAUUGUAGUCGAAUUGUAACUGGUAGUAUGGAUAAAACUUGUAAAUUAUGGGAUACAUUAUCUGGUGAAUGUGUAGCAACUUUAAGGGGACAUGAUGAUGAGGUACUGGACGUUGUUUUCGAUUCUACCGGUCAAUAUAUAGCAACAGCAUCAGCAGAUAAAACUGGACGUGUCUAUGAUGCAUUGAGUCACAUGUGUAUAGCAACAUUGAUUGGACAUCAAGCUGAAAUAUCUAAAAUUUCGUUCAAUCCUCAAGGUAAUCGGUUGAUUACAGCAAGUGCGGAUAAAACAGCUCGUAUAUGGGAUCCACUGACCGGCGAAUGUAAACAAAUACUUGAAGGACAUACUGAUGAAAUCUUUAGCUGCGCUUUCAACUACGAAGGAAAUACAAUUAUAACAGGCAGUAAAGAUAAUACGUGUCGAAUUUGGCGAUAG
Messenger RNA from Adineta ricciae, 1302 nucleotides. The record is from the annotation of a GenBank genome assembly. Lineage: Eukaryota; Metazoa; Rotifera; Eurotatoria; Adinetida; Adinetidae.